This is a messenger RNA of Lucilia sericata (common green bottle fly), 616 nucleotides long. Its product is annotated as loricrin-like. NCBI's taxonomy places the organism in Eukaryota, Metazoa, Arthropoda, Insecta, Diptera, Calliphoridae. The record is from RefSeq and is a predicted model, not a curated record. The transcript is spliced from 2 exons. Bases 62 to 538 code for a protein of 158 amino acids.
AAUCUACAGUAGAUAUUUAAACUUUAAACUCAACAGAACAUUCUGUAAAAAAUAAUAAAAAAUGAAAUUGAAAUUCCUGCUGAUAAUAUUGAUAAUCGCUUGCAUUACGGUUGCCGCUCUGGGUUCACCAAGAGGUGGUGGCGGCGGAGGUGGUGGUAAUAGUGGCGGUGGUAAAGGUGGAGGAGGUGGCGGUAAAAGCGGAGGAGGUGGCGGUAAAGGUGGAGGAGGUGGCGGUAAAAGUGGAGGAGGUGGCGGUAAAGGUGGUGGAAGUAGUGGUAAAAGUGGUGGAAGUAGUGGUAAAAGUGGUGGUGGUGCAAGCAAAGGUGGAAGUGCAGGUGGUGCAAGUAAAGGUGGAAGUACAAGUGGUGCAAGUAAAGGAGGAAGUCCAAGUGGUGCAAGUAAAGGGGGAAGUGUAGGUGGUGCAAGUAAAGGUGGAAGUGUAGGUGGCGGAAGUAAAGGUGGAGGUAAUUCCGUAUCCGGCAGUAAUAACCAUAACAAUCACCAGACGAAUGUUAAUGUCAACGUUGUAAUUGGCUAAAGUUAAUGAUUAAAUAUUGUAUAUAUUAGUUAUAUUAUUAUUUGCUAAAUUAAAAACAAUUUACAUAGGCCAACGAAA